This is a messenger RNA of Erythranthe guttata (spotted monkey flower), 3500 nucleotides long. Lineage: Eukaryota; Viridiplantae; Streptophyta; Magnoliopsida; Lamiales; Phrymaceae. The record is from RefSeq and is a predicted model, not a curated record.
AUUACCUCUCCUAUUUUCUUUUCCUUUAUUUUGUCACAACUCCUGUAAAACGACGUGGUUUCAUAGUAUUUAUCCCGUUGAAUCUUUUUUACUUUCUCCUUUUCGUUUCAGCUGCUUCUCAUACCCUCCCUCCCUCUCUCUCUCUCUCUCUCUCUCUCUACCGCCGACAGAAAAAAGCUGUUGUGCACCUCCGUUAGAGGGGUUUCCUAUCCCAGACGCCGUUGUUCUCACGUCUCUCGAUUUCCCUUUGUAGAGCUGCUAACUUGGUGAUGGAUGCCUAUAAGAUGUUUGAUUUAAUAUGUCUGAAGGGUGGCCUUCUCCGUAUAAAGCUCAAAGCACGAGGGUUUAAAUGUGCGCAAACAUGGAUAACGACAAUCACCAAUGGGUUAACUCCUCCGUCAAAAAGCUAAUUUAAUGGAAUGAACGCCUUUCAAGUUUCAUCUAUAAGGUUAUAAAAGCUGUUAGGUGUUUGCUAUCAUAAAUUCUUUGUGCCUAAAAUAAUAUAGACAUAUAUAUUUCUACUAGGACCUAUUUUCUUCAUUAGGUUUCAUCCAGCAAGUUGAAUGCAAGAGAGUUUGUUGUUCGGCGAAAGUAAAGAUUGCAUGGAUUCUGUUUAAUUCUCUACUCCUAAAUAUGUAAUUGUUGAGAAAGAUGAUUUUGAUUUCAGUUGUGGAUUAAUGAUUGUGAAUUUUAUUCAUGCUGAAUUGUGUGCAUAUCAUCAAUCGGAUGUUAAUUUCUAUCAUAUUUGUGUUUGCUUCAGUUUUUUUCCACGUGGAUUUUAUGAAGAUGAAAUGGAAUGUUUGUUUUGUUUUUCUAUAUGCGUUACACUAUUAGUUAAUUAAGUUGCACCAUUAUUUGUGAUGCCGUACAGUUUAUAUGCAUAUUGGCUCUUCCAAAACUUAUUCAACAGUUUGGUAUAGUGAAUGGAGUCAGAAUUGGAAUGUGGGUUCAAUCGGAGGAUGAACCUAUGAAAUUUUGUACUAAUCUUUGCCAUUCUCAAAUAAUUAGAAAGUUAGAAAAUUGACAAAUGAGACUACCGCUGCAAAUAUGUCAAUUUCAGUAAAAGUCCCGCUACAAUUAACAUUUCAGUUAAAAAAAGCUGAAUACACGUGAGUAACUGCUGCAGCCAGCAAUCGAUUUUUCUUUUUAAUUAAUUCCUGUUAACUUUCUUUCACGUAUUAAUUGUCUAGCAAAUAUUUCCUCUCACAAACAGAUGGAGAAAAUGAACAGAUUACAGAUUCAACUCAUUGCUUCCCUUUUCUCCGUAAACAUUUAUAAUAAUUGUUGGGAUUUGGGGAUGUAAAGUGGAUUUUUAUUUGCGACUUACAUAGGACUCCAUUUGGAGUUUGGAUUUGUAGCUAUGGUCGGAGGCUUUUAUUUUAUAUUUUUUUUAUUUGAUAGCGAUAGGCAAGAAAUAUUACUAGAGAUAGAAGAAGCCCAAGCAAUUAUUUGAUUAUUUAUCUAAUUAUCGUUUCCUUUAUGUUUUGUGUUGGAUUCGUCGAGAAAUUGAACAGUUGAAAAGUUUUGUUCCUUCCUGUUUCCUUCACAAUAUUCUAUCAAGCUAUUGUUAUAAAUCUUUUGAUACUAUCAUCGUAGUGAUAUGGUUGUUAUUUCUAAUGAACCAAGCGAAUUGGAUCAUUAGACAUGAGAUUACACGGGUUGAAUUUGAAGAAAUUGGAUGAGAUGUUGUGGCAGUGGCAUUUGCGAUGUUUCCUUUUGUCGGGUUUUUGCUCGCCAUGGUUCUGUUUUACCCCGGAGUUUCCAUCUUAAAGAAGUAAGAAACUUGUAAGAAAGGUGCAAUGCCGGCUGAAGCUUCUGAAGAACAAAAGGGUUUGUAUUGUGAAUCACUUGAGAGAAGAUGUCUCUGAGCUUCUCAAACACGGACACCAUCUUACCGCCUUCGAAAGGGCUGAGCAGGUUAUCAUGGAUGAGAGUUGGGUUCAAAUAUAUGAUCUUCUCCACCACUUUUCUGAAUUUAUACUUCUUAAUUUUCGUUAUAUUCGUAAGCACAGGAACUGCCCGAAUGAUAUUAAUGAAGCAAUAUCAACUCUGAUCUUCUCAUCAGCAAGAUUCGGACAGUUGCCCGAGCUUGUAUCUAUUCGUAAGCUGUUUGGAGAGCGUUACGGUGACAAAUUCGUAACGACCGCAAUCGAAUUACUUCCCGGAAAUCUUGUGAAUAGUCAGAUAAAAGAGAAGCUUUACAUUAAAAAGGUGUCUGAUGAUGCUAAAUACAAAUUACUGGAUGAAAUAGGUCGUAGUUUCGUUCAGCAUGCUGGACCAUUGUUCCUCGAGUACAAACCCGAGUUGCAAGAAGAUCAGUCUCUCGAGAAAGCAACCAAAGGUGAAGUUGAGCUUUAUAUCGAGAGAGAGGCACACGGCAAUAUUACGUAUACGGAUUCGUAUACAAAACCGAUGAAAGAAGAAUCUCUUGCACUGGGAAAAGAGCUCGUUCUUUCGACUCCAAUCCAAGUUUCCGAUCUUCAUACGCAAGAACGUAUAAUGUCUGCAGAAUGCAAUGAGUCUAGUUCGGAAAGUUCAGUCGAAUUGCCUGAUCGGGAAAUAGUGUACCUCGAUGAUAUUGAGGAGUUUAUUUCACCUGUGAGCAAAGAUGGGAAUCUCCAAGACCAGAGAUUAUUCGUGUUCAAAUCAUUCGGGAUUGGCUUAAAGGAGAAAACAGAUUACGGAAUCGAGGAACAAAGGCUUUACCAAGAGGAAUUGAUAUCAAGAAAGAAAAAAGCAAGCACAAAAGCAAGAACAAGAAGAAGUUCGUUAUCCCGAGAAAAUCAUAAUAUCGCAGAUAUUGAAAGCGCAACGUACUACGGCGUAUCAAACAAGAUCAGGAGCAAGAUUUUAUUGCGCGAAAGCCAAAAGUCAGAUGGUUACUUGUAUCAUUGUAGAGAUGAAAACGAGAGAGAGGAUGAAAACGGAGGUCUACAAUUGUGUAAGUAUUCUCACACGAAUGAACGAGGAAAUAACGGGAAACGAGAAUUGAUUGAGGUACCUCGGUUACGGGGUUUGACUCUGCCAGUUGAAAGGCCGAAACAGAGUAGUGUUAUUCCAGCAGACAACAUUUACAGAUCAAAAUCGUAUCCGUUUGAAUUAUCAAACUCGUCGUGUAAACAUAUACACCCGAAGCUACCGGAUUACGACGAACUAGCUGCCAAGUUCAUGGAGCUCAAGAGAGCAAACCUUCAGCGUAAACAUCAACAGUUGAACAAUGCAUAGACGUAGUCGACGAUUUGUUUAUUUUUUAUUUUUUGCCAGCAGGGAUUUAAUUAAAAUUCUUUUUGUAGGGAUUUUUUAUUUUUAUUUUUUAGUUUCAUUUGGUGAAUAGCUGAAUUGAUGGAUCAUGAAAUUUAGUUCAUUAGAUUUAUUUUAUUUGGAUUGGAUUUUAUUUCGUUUUAUGGAAUACUUUAUUAUCAAAACAGAAUGGAAGAUUUGUUGCUAUUUGCAUCAAUUCAAUGAUUUUAUAAUUUAUUUAUAGAUUCUUAGUUUAAUAC